CGAAAACUAGAUGCGGGCCUGCAUAUUAGGCAUGAAUUACAAGCCCAAAUUAUAUCGCGAUUUGGAAACCAAACACAAGUUAUACGAAAAAAACCAAUAAGCGGCAAAAAUUGCAGAAUAUUGUUCUACUAUUAUUUCAAAGAUUCAAUCUUUUAAGAAGAAAAAUUCUAGAGUUUCUUCAGCAAGACCAUAAGUGAAGGGAAACACUUUAGGCAUCAGCAUGUGCUAAAUAGAAUUUGUCUAAUGUCAUUUCUGUUGUAACUUAGAGAAACAGGUUUGUAAAGAUUUUUCUCGAUAUAGGGAGCCAUGAUUUCAAGCAGCAACUUAUUUCAUAAAACCCACUAUGAGAUCCUAGAUGUGAAGGAAGAUGCAAAUUUGGAAGAAGUCCGUAAAGCCUAUCGUUCAGCCAUACUUUGUUUUCAUCCAGACAAGCAACAAAAUGCAUCAGAAACAUCUAAUUCUGAAUGUCUGACAGAGAACAAAUUUUUGGAGAUACAGAGAGCCUGGGAAACCAUUGGCAACCCAAGGUCACGUGCACUUUAUGACGCUGAAUUGCUUACUUUGAGACAGGAUGCAGCAAUAUCUGAAGAUGUCAGCUUAGAUGACCUUACAGUUCAAGAUUCUGGUGAUAUUAUAGAGCUUUCUUAUCCUUGUAGAUGUGGUGACUACUAUUUCAUCGAUUCGUUUGAGUUGGCAGACACGGGUUGUUCAAUAUUAAGAGACGGGGAAAUGGUGUCUUUGCUAACGUCUAAAUCAUUGCCAACAUCUGUUGUGCUUCCCUGUGGAUCUUGCUCUCUUAAAGUUCGCUUACUGAUCAAUGGUGAUUCUAGGCUUCCCAUAGAUGUUCACUUGUAAUUGUAACUGUGUUGGAGACACAAUUCUCUAUGAUAUUUUUGCU
This is a messenger RNA of Solanum stenotomum, 898 nucleotides long. RefSeq lists its product as uncharacterized. Gene Ontology annotation, molecular function: metal ion binding. NCBI's taxonomy places the organism in Eukaryota, Viridiplantae, Streptophyta, Magnoliopsida, Solanales, Solanaceae. The coding region runs from base 307 to 855 and encodes 182 amino acids. The record is from RefSeq and is a predicted model, not a curated record. Gene Ontology annotation, cellular component: cytosol; nucleus. Gene Ontology annotation, biological process: tRNA wobble uridine modification; protein histidyl modification to diphthamide. The transcript is spliced from 3 exons.